Carya illinoinensis is the source of this 887-nucleotide messenger RNA. RefSeq names its product replication protein A 70 kDa DNA-binding subunit B-like. The record is from RefSeq and is a predicted model, not a curated record. Lineage: Eukaryota; Viridiplantae; Streptophyta; Magnoliopsida; Fagales; Juglandaceae. The transcript is spliced from 3 exons. Bases 18 to 362 code for a protein of 114 amino acids.
ACCCCAUAUGUUUAACUAUGUGGGGUCGAUUCGUGCAAGAUGAAUGCAAAAAAAUCUCGGAAAUGAUUGAGACAAAGCCAAUUAUACUUGGAACCAAAAUAAGAGUUGGUUCUUAUAAUGGAUUAUCUCUAUCAUCACGUCCGAAAAGUAAAUUUAUGAUCAAUCCUGUUAUUCCUGAGGCAACUUCAUUGCAAGAGUGGGCAGCGAUUAAUGAUUUAUUACUCAAGAGUAUUAUUGCAAAAAACUUGACACACCCAUCUGCAUCUCUAUCUUCUGUUGGCAUUCGGGAAAUAAUCAAGAAUUGUGAUGUUGCUGAAUUCAUCAAAAGUUUGCAACCCAUGGCGGUAAAAUCCUAUUCUUAGUAACAGAUUCAAAUAUUUAUACAAUCAAUUCUUCUAAAAAAUUGUCUCUAACUAAUGUGAUGCAGAAAAUAAAAUUUUGGAUAAAGGCGAACAUAAUUGUGGUUGAUUUGCGCCAGAUAUUUUUUUACAUGUCAUGUAUUGGCUGUAAUAAAGGAACUGGAUAUGAUUACAAUGAUACAUUCCUUUGUUACCAUUGCAAACACGAAAGCAUUUCCCAACCACGGUAUGUAUCUUUCAAAUCUUUUAUUUGAUAAUUUAUGUAAUAGAUUUAAUGUAUAGUUUUUAUUGAUUCUAACUUAAAAUGAUAUUUCCAACAAAUUUAUAGCUGCCGAGCAUAUGUUGAACUCGACGAUAAUACAGGAAGACUAUCUGCUGUUAUGUUUGGUGAAGUUGUAGAAGAAGCAUUCGGUUGUUCAGCAGUUGAGCUUAUGAAUCAUACUGGAGAUGUACAUCUUCUUAUUUUCCAUUCGCUUUAUUGUUGCGAGUAAAAAAAUCUAUCUCAAAAUUUUUAACAUAUUUAAUACA